CCUCCCCUGGACCAUAUAAGCGAGUUGAGGAUUUUGUCAGAAUACUCCACGGAGAGAAAUCUGCCUUCCUCUAAACCCAACACCACACAGCUAUGAUUUCAAUCAGAGGCCUCGCUGUAUUCUGGAUGAUUGCGCUGCUCACUGGUGCAAAUCUUGGAGAAACCAAAAGGAACUCUUUCAAAGAGCCGGACGUCCCGUUCCCACCGGCCUGUCCAACUGCUCAGAACCUCGCAGCAAUCUGCCAUUAUGGUCAGGGUCGCCCCAGAUACCCGGACAGCUUCUUCCCGCGCUCGGGUUCCAGUCACUUCCGUCGCCGUGGCAACGCCAUCAACCGCCUGGAGUCGUGGUACAGCGUGUGCUGCAGUGGACAAGUGGCGCAGCAGAGCAGCCUGAUCCUGUGCUGCGCCCAGCAAGCUUGGAAACAAGCCUUGUCUCAGUUCUGUACGGAGGAAUAUUCCACCAUGACUCUCGCGUACGAGUGCUGUGAGGACAGAGGAGACGCCCGGUGGGUGUGCUUCGACAGCGAGCUGCCAAACCCGGACUACAGCCCGACACCAGGCUACACUGCCCCCGCCGUCCCUCUGGAGCCGGGAUUCAGCUUCAAUGCAAACGCCUGCUAGAGGCUAAAAGAACCUGUAUCAGUAAAAUGCGCAAGAUAAUGCUGAGCUAAGACUUUCCAUAUCUUUUUUUUUUCCUCCAGGCGCUCUGAAGAGGACUGGUUUGGUUUAUGCUCGUUCAGUUAUUUCACCAGCGCUCUGUUUUAGUCAUGCUUUGUUCAAAUGUCAGAUAUGUUCAAAUGUCAAAAAAAAAUACGCACUGCUUGAAUUUCACAAGCGCUGGCCUUAAAUAAUGAAGAUACACUUUGUCACUUAAUUAGGUACAGAAGAAGUAUUAAGUAAACUUUUCUUAAACAAAUUAACAAAGGAAGAAAAGAAAGAAUAGACAUCCACUUGCUCUUGUAAUAAAAUAAUUGUACAGCAGGGGUCAGCGUGACCUCAUGCUGUCUCGUGACAAGAGUUUUGUGCCCAAAUCUAGGGGAAAUGUGCAUUAACAAUCCCAAAUAAAUGCUUUUCAUGCGUUCAA
This is a messenger RNA of Mugil cephalus (flathead mullet), 1083 nucleotides long. Its product is annotated as extracellular matrix protein 1-like. The transcript has 3 exons. Lineage: Eukaryota; Metazoa; Chordata; Actinopteri; Mugiliformes; Mugilidae. Bases 93 to 620 code for a protein of 175 amino acids. Gene Ontology annotation, cellular component: extracellular region. The record is from RefSeq and is a predicted model, not a curated record. Gene Ontology annotation, biological process: regulation of bone mineralization; signal transduction.